ACCAAAGAAAUAUUUUGAAAAUGAUAUUACAAUGGACAGUGGUAGUCCUCUUUCGUCAUUUUUAAAUCAGUAUCAAAGAAACGAAGGAAAAACGGAAGAAGAAAACGAGGAAGAAUUAAUGGAUAAGGUUACGAAAAAAAAUAGAAAACAUAAAGCCAUUUUCAUGGAUUAUCCAUUGAUAUCAAAAUUGCGACAAACUUAUCCUAACUCGCCAGCCAACGACAUCGGUUAUAACGAUAUUUACGAUCCUAAUGUAGAAGAAAAAACAACGAGUAAUACGGGUGAAAAGUAUCACGAGAGCAAUAUCUUCUACAUUAGACUACCACCGACUCCCUAUAUGUUUGUACCAGGUUUAGGAUACAUUUCUCAACCACCAACCUACUCUACUGCCAACCUGAGACCGCAUAUCCCUCAGUCGAAACCAUCCAGACCACAAGUUCAAACUUAUCGGAGACCGAAUCCUUUUAUCAAGUUGCCGAUAGACUUUGUGAGCAACGGUAAGCCAACUUCCGUCUAUCAUUGGCAAAAGAAGAAACCUCUGACCAACGUCAAACUAACAACCGACAGUCCAAUCACCAAUCUCGACGAUCUCAAACCCGGUUUUGUGAAUAACGGUAAGCCAACGACUAUCUAUCAAUGGCACACGAAUCUGAAACCUGGCAAGAGGCCCGACAACUACGUCAAUAAUCUUGACAAGGGACCUUACCUAUUCAAUGGGAAACCAAUCAGUUUGUAUCUUCUUAAAUCAGACGGUACAAGUUCCGAUCAUCAGCCAAUUCGAUAUUCCGAUUUCGAGAAUGAUAAUUCGUAUUAAAACAA
This is a messenger RNA of Polistes canadensis, 819 nucleotides long. RefSeq lists its product as uncharacterized. The transcript has a single exon. Bases 32 to 814 code for a protein of 260 amino acids. NCBI's taxonomy places the organism in Eukaryota, Metazoa, Arthropoda, Insecta, Hymenoptera, Vespidae. The record is from RefSeq and is a predicted model, not a curated record.